Molecule: messenger RNA, 1723 nt
Organism: Owenia fusiformis
Lineage: Eukaryota; Metazoa; Annelida; Polychaeta; Sabellida; Oweniidae
Source: the annotation of a GenBank genome assembly
UGUCUCUUCUAAGUAUAGUUAGCCUAGAAAAUCUGAAAUUUUUUCGAUGUCAAAAAAUUUAAACUUGAUGAACUAUUGAUUGAGUGCCAUCCCCGUCUCUUUAGGCCAAGUACAAUGAAAAUUAAACAGAUACAUAUUUGAUGUCAUGGAUAUUGUACCGUACGUUUCAGUUUAUAUUGAUGCUAGCUGGAGGGACUUUUUAGUUGCCAUUUCAAAAUGCACUGUAAGCAGUGUAGACCGCAAAAGAACAGAAGAAGAAAUACAGAAAAUAUGGACAAAUGAAGCAAAUUCUAAUUUUGUCCUUCCAUGCUUAUCUGUCCGAUCUGCACUUGAUCUUUUCUUGCGUGUAAAAAGUUUCCCGAAAGGAUCUGAGAUUAUAAUGUCUGCUUUGAAUAUCCCUGAUAUGGAGAAAGUGAUCCGGCAUCAUGGUUUAAAAAUAGUACCUCUUGAUGUUAAUAUGGAAACAAUGAUGCCAAAAUAUGAACUCAUUGACUGCUUAGUUACAGAUAAAACUGUAGGUAUAUUAGUUGCACCAAUAUUUGGAAGAAUAUUUGAUCUUGAACCUUUUGUACAAGCUGCUCAGAAACAUCAAAUAUGCCUUAUUGAGGACAAUGCUGAAGCCUUUGGUGGCUUUGAGCUUGGAAAGCUUGGGCACCCUAAAACAGAUAUAUCUCUAUUCAGUUUUGGACCAAUCAAAUUCUACACUGCAUUCGGCGGAUCAGUCGUAAAGGUGCGUGACAGAAAGGUAUAUGAUAAGAUGCUUGAGCUUUAUGAAUCAUACCCUAAACAAACACAUUCCGAAUUCCUGAAAAAGAUUUUGAAGUAUUCAAUAGCUGGUAUUUUGCUCAAUGUUCCAUGUGCGUCCAAAACAACAAUAAUCAUUUGCCGAUUUCUUGGGAUUGACCACAAGAAAAAAGUGGUAUCCAUGUUGAGAGGGUUUCCUAGUGACUUGAUCCAGAGGAUAAGAUACCAACCCUCAAAUGCUUUGCUGCACAUGAUGUUGAGACGUUUUACCAUGUUUGAUAAAACUGACUUUGGGCUGUCAAGAAUCAAAGGAGAUUACAUCAGCGAACGACUUCCAGAAGGUGUUACUCAAGUAGGCAUGAAAGCGGAAGAGAACAACUAUUGGCUGUUUCCUGUCAUAGUUGAUAAUCCGGAAGAAGUUCUCCGCCAUCUGAAUGCCUCUGGAGUAGAUGCCUAUAGGGGGGCAACCCAACUUAACCUCAUGGAACCAGGGAAUGAGAGAGAAAACAAAUGGACUGGUCAGUUUAGACUAACAAAUGAAUUCAUGAUGAAGUACCCCACAGAGGCACGCUACAUAAUUGAUCAUGUACUGUACCUGCCUGUCAAUAAGAUGGUCCCAUUCCAUCAGUUAGAUAAAAUAUGUGAAAAACUAGAUAGAGCCAUUACAGAGAUUAGUAGUAAGAAUCUUGUGCCACUUAACAAGUCAAUGGGUCUGCAGCCAAAGUCUAAAUUAUGAACAACCAAUGCUGGUACCAAUGAUGCUCAAGGUGGUAUCCUUUAUUUUCAAUUCAUGUGAAACAGAAUCUUUGUUCAUAGAUACAUUCUGUUGUCUACAUAUUCACAUAGUAAAUUUUUUUAUUUCAUUUCCUCAAUAGAACAUGGAACAAAAAACUUAUUCAUGUAAAUAUUAAAUAUCUUGUAUUCAUUUUGUUUCAUUGACUGCCCUAGAGUAUAACUAAACCAAUGGGAGAAAGGGGGG